GAAUUUAAAUCGAUCAUCGCUAUUGCACUGAUUUCAUAUCGCGACGGCAAUUUCAAGAAUCAAUGAAGUAUUUUACAGCAGCUACUCGUCUACUCAGACAUUCAUCCAAUCGUCGCUCCAACCUUCAGUUGCUCUCUUCCAUCCGCCCUUCGAGCUCAGGUCAUAGUUAUACAUCUCUCCGGAGUUAUGAGAAGUUCAUGCAAGAUGAUUGUUUUCACAGAAAAAUUAUGGUGAAAAAUAGCUUGAGAGGUUCUGGUGUUGGUAUCCUGAAUUGCUUAGCUAAAUUUGGGAGUGAUGGCAUCCGAACACAUCGUAGAAAUCUUGCUUCCACUACCUCAAUACCAGAGAGAAACAAGUCCUUUGCUACAAUAAAUUCUGAUGAUAUAAGCUAUUUCAAUAAAGUACUGGGUGGGAGAGGUGUGGUUCAGGAUGAGGAAAAGCUGGAUGAUGCAAACACGGAUUGGAUGCGGAAGUACAAAGGCUCAAGUAAGCUUAUGUUACAACCUCGGACAACCCAGGAGGUUUCUCAGAUUCUUGAUUACUGUAAUUCCAGAUGCUUAGCUGUUGUACCGCAAGGUGGAAAUACAAGUCUUGUGGGAGGAAGUAUUCCUGUGUAUGAUGAGGUGAUCAUCAACAUUGGCUCCAUGAAUAAUAUCCUUUCCUUUGACAAGGUUAGCGGUAUACUGGUAUGCGAGGCUGGAUGCAUUCUGGAGAACUUGAUGUCGUUUCUCGAUAAUGAAGGAUAUAUUAUGCCACUUGAUUUGGGUGCUAAAGGAAGCUGCCAAAUUGGGGGAAACAUCUCAACCAAUGCUGGGGGCUUGCGCCUUAUCCGAUAUGGUUCGCUUCAUGGAAGUGUUCUUGGUCUUGAAGUUGUUUUAGCUAAUGGUACUGUGCUUGAUAUGCUUGGUACUUUACGCAAAGACAACACAGGAUAUGACUUGAAGCAUUUGUUUAUAGGGAGUGAGGGAUCAUUAGGAAUUGUCACAAAGGUUUCGAUACUCACCCCUCCAAAGUUACCUUCAGUAAAUCUAGCUUUUCUUGCUUGUGAGGAUUAUCUAAGCUGUCAGAAAAUCUUGGUCGAAGCUAAGACGAAGCUUGGAGAAAUUCUUUCUGCAUUCGAGUUUUUGGAUAUCAAUGCUAUGGAUCUGGUUUUGACACAAUUAGAUGGUCUUCGUGAUCCUUUACCUUCCUCUAAGCACAACUUCUAUGUUCUGAUUGAGACUACUGGCAGCAUGGAAUCUCAUGACAAGGAGAAGCUUGAAGCCUUCCUUGCUCAGGCUAUAGAAAGUGGAUUGUUAACUGAUGGAGUUGUAGCGCAAGACAUAAAUCAAGCAUCAUCAUUUUGGCGCAUACGUGAGGGAGUACCUGAAGCUCUGCUGAAAGCAGGGGCUACUUACAAGUAUGACUUGUCUUUGCCCCCAGAAAAGAUGUACAAUCUUGUAGAGGAAAUGCGUCAACGUCUUGGCACUGCAGCAAAUGUCGUGGCAUAUGGUCACCUGGGAGAUGGAAAUCUACAUCUGAACAUUUCAACCAAACAAUAUGACGACAAUAUACUAGCUAAAAUUGAGCCUUUUGUAUACGAGUGGACAUCUAAGCAACGAGGAAGCAUCAGUGCUGAGCAUGGCAUUGGACUGAUGAAAGCAAAUAAACUUCAUUACAGCAAUUCAGCUGAAACUGUGCAAGUAAUGGCAGCCAUCAAGAAAGUUCUAGAUCCCAGUGGAAUACUCAACCCGUAUAAAGUUCUUCCAAAUUCCGUAUUAUCACAGAGUUGAUUCAAACAGAAAUCCAAAAAUGUGUAAUAGUUUUAUUAAAUAUCAUUGAAAUGCAAUCCGUUGUGACUGACACUAACAAUUGUUAUCUCAGUUAUAAAAAGAAUGAAUAAAUGAUGAAAUCAGAUAUCUUUCCUCCUA
Molecule: messenger RNA, 1910 nt
Organism: Salvia hispanica
Lineage: Eukaryota; Viridiplantae; Streptophyta; Magnoliopsida; Lamiales; Lamiaceae
Gene: D2HGDH
Product: FAD-linked oxidases family protein
Cellular component (GO): mitochondrion
Molecular function (GO): catalytic activity; FAD binding
Source: RefSeq, a predicted model, not a curated record